UUAUUUGACUCGUCUCAUUGUCUGUCGUCGUAAUCUAUUUCUCCUUUUAUCCUCUUUCUCUCCUCGUGCCUCAAGCUCCAAAUCACCCCUUCCCCAAGAUUAGGAGAGGGAGAGAGCGGGGGAGAGGGAAUCGUUGAUUUGGAAUCAGUAUUUGGAUCUGCGCAUCAAUCGAGGAGGGCGGCCACGCAUUGGUGUCGCGGCCGAAUUGUUUGGCCACGAUGGCAAACGGGAGGCUCCAGAAGCAGGCACUGCUGCCGCCGCGUAUCCCCUUCCCGGUGGCGGCCGCGGCGGCGUCCCCUUCGCCGCAAGCCGAGCUCGGCCCGAUCGCGCGGCCGCGGGACGCGCACCACCGCCAAGGCCACCAGCGGACGUCCUCGGAGAGCGUCCUCGUCGACGAACAGCCGUCGUGGCUUGAUGACCUGCUCGACGAGCCCGACUCGCCGGCACGGCCGCACGGCCGUCCCGGGCACCGCAGGUCGUCCAGCGACUCGUUCACGCUGUUCGACGGUGCUGCCGCGGCCGCUGCCGCCUCCUCCGCUGGCACCUACGACAAUGUGUUUGAUGGGAUAAGGGGAGGAGGACAGCCUAGUUCUUGGGGCCGUGCACCGGAGUUUUUCCCGGAGCAGAACUCAUUUGGGCGCCCGCAGCCGCAGCCGCAGCCGCAGGGCCUGCCGUGGGAUCCCAGGCAGAUGUUCCUACAGGGCGUUGGCAUGCCGCUGCCGGUGAGGGAGAAGAAUGUCAUGCAUCAUGGUGCUGUGCUGAACGGUGUGGACAUGAAAGGACAUGUUGAUUCUGCUCAUGAUCAGAUGAUCGGAACAGAGCGAAACGAGGGCGAUGCGCACCUAAGGCACUCUCAGUCAGAGGCAGACACCAAGCGAGCCAAACAGCAAUAUGCUCAGAGGUCUCGUGUCCGGAAGCUCCAGUAUAUUGCAGAACUCGAGAGAAGAGUUCAAGCCUUACAGACACAAGGGAUAGAAGUUUCUGCUGAAAUGGAUUUUCUUGGUCAACAAAAUAUCAUGUUAGACCUGGAGAACAAGUCGUUGAAACAACGUCUUGAGAGUCUAUCACAGGAGCAUGUAAUUAAACGGGUUCAACAGGAGAUGUUUGAGCGGGAAAUAGGUCGUCUUAGAUCAUUGUUCCAACAGCAGCAGCAACAGCAGCAGCACAUACUGCAGCAGCAAGCUCCUACCCACAGUCGUAGUAACAGCAGAGACCUUGAUUCACAAUUCGCAAACAUGUCUCUGAAACACAAUGAUCCCAACUCAGGGCGGGAUGCUGUCCCUGGCCUUCGCAUCUAGGACUCUUCCUUUCCAGCUUUUGAUUCUGAGAGUAUCACGUAGCUUGGUACCCCCUGUGGCACCACUAUCUUGUGGUCAUCAGUUGCAUCAAGAGGGGAGCUGUGGCUGUGAACCGGGAAUCAUAUCCCAUGAUGAAUAAUGCUGGAAAGGGUAAAAACCGUGGAUAUGAUCUUUAUUUAUUCUGGAAUGUGCACCUGAUGGUCGUCCUCUCAGCUCAUAUCAUUGUCGAUGAUCGACCAGUCGGAGGUGUUUAGGUCUGUCUACUCCGCAGGGUGAUGCUUUUCUUGCAUCCUCGUAUGAACAUUGAGGUUCUGAUUCAUUUCUUUAGUGUUGUGUACUAUUUCUUAUUAGUGAAGGUGAGCAGGUUAUGUUAUGAUUCUGCCGCAUCCCAUAGAACUAUUUCAAUAAGCUAGUGCAGAUGGAGCUUUGUUGUAGUUCAGUUUCAUUUGUUUUCUUCAAAAACAUGGUAUUAGAACACUUGAUUUUCUGAUAUCUUUGAGCUGUGUAAUUGUUUAAGCAUCUUGUUUUAACAGUAUUAUAUAUCUGUUGCUGAUGAAGAAUUUGAUAUUGCACUA
Molecule: messenger RNA, 1873 nt
Organism: Brachypodium distachyon (stiff brome)
Lineage: Eukaryota; Viridiplantae; Streptophyta; Magnoliopsida; Poales; Poaceae
Exons: 5
Coding region: 219-1298 (359 amino acids)
Biological process (GO): regulation of DNA-templated transcription
Molecular function (GO): DNA-binding transcription factor activity
Source: RefSeq, a predicted model, not a curated record